AUGGGAUCUCCUUUAUCCCCAGUCAUUGCCAACAUCUUCCUCGAAGAAUUCGAACAGCUGGCUAUUCAUUCCGCCACCCGACAACCCAAACUUUGGCUACGAUACGUCGAUGACACAUUUAUAAUUUGGCAGCACAGCAAGGUGCACCUAGAUAGUUUUCUAGACCACCUGAACUCUCAGCACGGUGCUAUCUUGUUUACCAUGGAAGAGGAACACAACCGCUCUUUACCUUUCCUUGAUGUUUUGGUCACCAGGCAGAUCUCAGGCAUUUUAUCGCAUUCAGUCUACCGCAAACCAACUCAUACCGACAGAUAUUUGAAUAAACGCUCGUUUCACCACCCAUCUACCAAGAAAGGAGUUUGCAACACACUUAUCAGAAGAGCACAAAGCAUCAGUGACCACAACUCCAUCCAGAAAGAGAUGCAACAUGUAAAGGAAGUCCUGAAACUCAACGGUUAUAACAUGAGAGAUUUGAAAAUACACAAACGCAGCAAUAGCCAAGAUGACACGGAACCUAGAAAGUCUGUAUGUUUACCAUUUUUGGGACAGCUUCCUCACCGUAUUCAACGCAUUCUACAACUAGCCGAUAUUAAAGUUUUUCAUAGUGCACCCAACAAACUAUCAAGGACUCUUCAAACUCACAAGGAUAACCCACCAGCCAGGAGUUUAUCGGAUACCAUGCGAAUGCGGAAAGGUUUACAUUGGUGA
Anneissia japonica is the source of this 708-nucleotide messenger RNA. RefSeq lists its product as uncharacterized. The coding region runs from base 1 to 708 and encodes 235 amino acids. The record is from RefSeq and is a predicted model, not a curated record. The transcript has a single exon. Lineage: Eukaryota; Metazoa; Echinodermata; Crinoidea; Comatulida; Comatulidae.